AUGUCUGGUCGCGACGCCGUGCGCGAACUGGGCAUUGCAAAGUACAACGAGAAGUGCCGAGCCAUUGUGAUGCGAUACGCGACCGAGUGGCGCUCCACAAUUGACCGCUUAGGCCGCUGGAUCGACUUCGAUAAUGACUACAAGACGAUGGAUACGAGCUUCAUGGAGUCGGAAUGGUGGGUCUUCAAGCGCCUUUUUGACAAAGGCGCUGUCUAUCGAGGCUUCAAGGUCAUGCCCUACAGCACCGCGCUGGCAACUCCACUCAGCAACUUUGAGGCCUCACAGAACUACAAAGAUGUGCAGGACCCCGCUGUUGUAGUCUCCUUCCCGCUUGUCACAGACCCAAACACUUGUCUCCUGGCCUGGACAACGACACCCUGGACUCUGCCAUCUAAUAUCGGUCUCUGUGCGCACCCCGAAUUCGAAUACAUCAAGGUUCUUGACGAAGCUUCCGGCAAGCAUUACAUUCUCCUUGAGGCUCUCCUACGUACGCUAUACAAGGAUCCCAAGAAGGCCAAAUACAAAAUUGUGCAGAAGCUACAGGGCAAGGAUAUGUUGGGAUGGAAGUAUGAACCUCUGUUCGACUAUCUCUAUGACGAAUUCAAAGACUACGGCUUCAAGGUUCUGAAUGACACAUACGUCACAGCUGACAGUGGUGUGGGUAUCGUUCAUCAGGCGCCUGCAUACGGAGAGGACGACUAUCGCGUUGCGCUCGCGCACGGCGUUAUCAGCGACACACGACCGCCACCAAAUCCUGUAGAUGACGCAGGUUGCUUUACAUCCGUAGUCCGUGACUUCGAAGGCCAGCACGUCAAAGCUGCAGACAAGGGCAUCAUCAAACAUUUGAAGGGAACAGGUCGUUUAGUGGUAGACUCCCAACUCACCCAUAGCUAUCCUUUUUGUUGGCGAUCAGAUACUCCAUUAAUCUACCGAACUGUACCAUCUUGGUUCAUCAAGAUCCAGGAUAUCGUACCGCAGAUGUUGGAAAACAUUGCUGGCUCACAUUGGGUUCCAUCCUUUGUUAAGGAGAAGCGCUUCGCAAACUGGAUCACAAACUCGCCCGAUUGGGCAGUAUCACGAAACAGAUUCUGGGGUACCCCACUUCCUCUCUGGGUCAGCGAUGAUGGCAAAGAAAUUGUGUGCGUCGGUAGUGUGGAGGAGUUGAAGAAUCUGAGCGGGUACCAAGGUGAGCUUACAGACAUUCACCGAGACAAGGUCGAUCACAUCACCAUCCCCAGCCGGCAGGGCAAGGGUGUCCUAAAAAGAACAAACGAGGUAUUCGACUGCUGGUUUGAGAGUGGAUCUAUGCCGUAUGCAAGCGCACACUACCCGUUCGAGAACAAGGAACAAUUCGAAAACUCUUUCCCUGGUGAUUUUAUCGCGGAAGGCCUCGAUCAAACACGUGGAUGGUUCUAUACACUUACUGUUCUUGGCACACAUCUUUUUGGUAAACUUCCGUUCAAGAACUGCGUAGUCAACGGCAUAGUUUUGGCAGAAGAUGGCAAAAAGAUGUCAAAGCGGCUCAAAAACUACCCCGAUCCUUCCCUCAUCAUGAAUAGCUACGGAUCGGACGCGCUUCGGUUAUACCUCAUCAACUCACCCGUGGUCCGCGCAGAGACACUUCGCUUCAAGGAAGCUGGUGUCAAGGAGAUUGUGUCGAAGGUGUUGCUACCUUUGUGGAACAGUUAUCAAUUCUUUGAUCAGCAAGUGUCGUUGCUGAAGAAGGUUGCUGAUCUUGACUUCACCUUUGACCCUGCAGCAGGGAAGACAAACUCUAAUGUGCUAGACCGAUGGAUCCUGGCAUCUUGUCAGUCGCUCCUCAAAUUUGUUAAUGAAGAGAUGGGGGCUUACAGGCUGUACACGGUCGUCCCGCGACUACUUGAGCUCAUUGACAAUACGACUAAUUGGUACAUCCGAUUCAACCGACGAAGAUUGAAGGGCGAAGACGGUCUUGAAGACACCAAGCAUGCACUCAAUACCCUGUUUGAGGUCCUUUACACACUUUGUCGCGGUCUCGCUCCCUUUACUCCAUUCAUCACUGAAAACAUAUAUCUCCGACUUUUACCUCAUAUUCCCCAGGAGCUACACGCCGAGGACAAUCGAAGCAUUCACUUCCUACCCUUCCCAGAGGUCAGAGAAGAAUUGUUCGACGACGUUGUAGAGCGUCAGGUGAAGCGCAUGCAAGCUGUCAUUGAACUUGGCCGCAUCUGCCGAAAAAGAACCAACAAGGGCUUAAAGAUCCCUUUGAAGACACUCGUGGUCAUUCACCCUGAACAGCAGUAUCUAGAUGAUGUCAAGUCGCUAGAAAACUACAUUCUGGGGGAGCUCAACGUUCGAGAUUUGGUGCUGUCAAGCGACGAGGAGAAAUACAAGGUGCAAUACUCAGCAUCAGCAGACUUCUCAGUAUUAGGCAAAAAGCUGAAAAAGGAUGCCGUAAAGGUUAAGAAGGCACUCCCUGGACUAAAGAGCCAAGACAUCAAGGAUUUCCUCAAGAGCGGCGAAAUCGUGGUUGAUGGCAUCCGCCUGGAGUCUGAAGACCUGAUGGUCAAGCGCGGACUCGCACAAGACGACAGCAGCAAGGACCAAGAGUUCAACACCGACAAUGACGUCCUCAUCAUUCUCUACACUGGCUCAAAUCCCGAGCUUGAACAGGAGGGUCUCGCUCGUGAGGUCAUUCGUCGCGUGCAAGACCUGCGCAAGAAGGCUGGCUUGGUUCCAACAGACGACGUGGCCAUGGAGUAUCGCGUGUUAAGUGACCCGGAUGAUCUAGGAUUAGAGAAGGCGUUCGAGAAUCACGGGCCUCUCUUCGAGAAGGCAUUACGAAGGAACGUAGACAAGCACAUCAUCACUGAGCUUGACGGUAAGAUACCCGAAAACAACGAAAAGGUCAUUUUGGAGGAAGAACAGGAGCUACAUAAAGCAACCUUCCUGCUGAGGCUGGUAAAGUUGUGA
Molecule: messenger RNA, 2952 nt
Organism: Plenodomus lingam JN3
Lineage: Eukaryota; Fungi; Ascomycota; Dothideomycetes; Pleosporales; Leptosphaeriaceae
Biological process (GO): isoleucyl-tRNA aminoacylation
Molecular function (GO): aminoacyl-tRNA deacylase activity; tRNA binding; ATP binding
Source: RefSeq, a predicted model, not a curated record